Closterium sp. Naga37s-1 is the source of this 3270-nucleotide messenger RNA. The record is from the annotation of a GenBank genome assembly. NCBI's taxonomy places the organism in Eukaryota, Viridiplantae, Streptophyta, Zygnematophyceae, Desmidiales, Closteriaceae.
AUGGCGGCUGUGGAGGAGACCGUUCAAACCAAUGGCGCCGCUGCGCCGGAGGACGCGGCUGCUAACGGGGAGGUUCAGGCGCGCGACUGGGGGACGGCGGAGGAGCAAGCUGCGCGCGGACGGGCGCCUGUGAAGAAGGAGUUCCUGAUGCCGCCAGGUGGCAGAAAAUCAUUGGCCGCCGCGGGCGGGAAUGGGGAGGCGGGGGGGAAGGAAGAGGGCGGGGGAGACGAGAGCGGGCAGGGGAAGGCGGGGGAGAAGGGAGGUUGUGGUUGGGGGAAGGACGGGAAGGGGAAGGGUGGUGGGGGGAAGGAGCAGAGGCUGAGCCAUCGAGCGAUGAAGAAGCAGCGGAAGCAGGCCAUGGCGUCUCAGCCGUGCAACACUGUAGCGCGUACAGGCGACCCGGCCUCGUGUCCGUUUGGCGCCACGUGUCGCUUCAGCCACGACCUCGAGAUCAUCCGCGCGCAGCUGCCGCCCACCCUGGACGGCACCUGCCCCUUUGCCGCCCUCCGCCGCCCCUGCCCCUUCGGCCUGGCUUGUCGUUUCCGGGACGAGAAGCACGGGAAGCUUCCAGGAAGCGGCGACGGGGGAGGAGAGGGCGGGGAAGGGGGUGGAGGGAAGGAGGAGGGGAAGGACGGCGGGAAGGGGAAGAGUAAAGGGGAGGAAGAGGGGGAGGCAGAGAGUGAGAAUAAGGGAAAGGAGGCGGGGGAAAAGGAGAGUGAGAAGGGGAGUGAGAAGGGGAGUGAGAAGGGGAGUGAGGAGGGGAGUGAGGUGAGGCACCCAGGGGAAGUGAACAUGCUGGAGAAGGGGCUUCAAUCGAAGCUGUGGAAGCGACAGCUGGACUUCCCCAGAGCCGUUGAUUCGCUGCAGCGGAUCGGAUGGACGCGCAAGGUGAAGCCAAAGGGGGAGGCCAGCCUCAUGCCUGACUUGGACGAGAACGAGCAGGAGGGGGACCAGGGGCGCAAGGUGAAGCCAAAGGGGGAGGCCAGCCUCAUGCCUGACCUGGACGAGAACGAGGAGGAGGGGGACCAGGGGGACGACGGGGAUGAGGGGGACGACGAUGGGGAAAACGAAGGGGGGAUGGCGGAGAUUGAGAGGGAGGGGCGGCGGAAGGGCGUGCUUGCAGCAGCAGCUACAGCCGCCAAGGAGACUGCAGCGGCAGCUGCUACAGCUGUGAAGGACACGGCUGUAGCGGCGGCUGAGACUGUUGGGAAAGCAGCUGUAGCGGCAGCAGAGGCAAUUGGGAAAGACACAGGGGCUAGUGUUAAAGAAGAGGGAAGGGUGGGGGAUGAUAAGGAGGUGAAGCUGCCCCACCGAGAGAAAAAACCCGUGGAUUUCAAGGGUAAACUCAUCGUCGCGCCUCUGACCACCGUGGGUAAUUUACCCUUCCGGCGCGUGUGCUGCUCGUUCGGCGCGGACGUUACAGUGGGCGAGAUGGCGAUGUGUGGUAACCUGCUGCAGGGGCAGGCGUCUGAGUGGGCGCUGCUGCGGCGGCACGAGAGCGAGAAGUGCUUUGGCGUGCAGCUGUGUGGGCCGCACCCGGAUAUGGUUGCCAAGGCCGCUGAACUCGUGGCUGAGCACUGCCAGGUGGGUUGCAGGGAGGGAGGAUGUGAGGAUGGUAGAUCGAUGGGGAGAGUGGGAGUGCAGCUGUGUGGGCCGCACCCGGAUAUGGUUGCCAAGGCCGCUGAACUCGUGGCUGAGCACUGCCAGGUGGGUUGCAGGGAGGGAGGAUGUGAGGAUGGUAGAUCGAUGGGGAGAGUGGGAGUGCAGCUGUGUGGGCCGCACCCGGAUAUGGUUGCCAAGGCCGCUGAACUCGUGGCUGAGCACUGCCAGGUGGGUUGCAGGGAGGGAGGAUGUGAGGAUGGUAGAUCGAUGGGGAGAGUGGGAGUGCAGCUGUGUGGGCCGCACCCGGAUAUGGUUGCCAAGGCCGCUGAACUCGUGGCUGAGCACUGCCAGGUGGGUUUCCCAAAGGUGUUAGAUGGAGGUCUGUUGGAGUGGGUCAGGUUAGAUGCGGGUGCGUCUGAUUGGGCGCUGCUGCGGCGGCAUGAGAGCGAGAAGUGCUUUGGCGUGCAGCUGUGUGGGUCGCACCCUGACAUGGUUGCUAAAGCAGCUCAACUCGUGGCUGAACACUGCCAGGUUGAUUUCGUGGAUCUGAACAUUGGGUGCCCGAUCGACAUAGUCGUCAACAAGGUAAACCCUCCCCCCCUCCCCCCUCCCCUGCUUUCUGUUUCACUCCGCGCCUCCCCUCCUUGGAAGCAGUGUCUGUUACCGGUUACUCCAUUCCUUGUUCGCAAGCAAUCACCCUCCUCCUUCCCUAUCAGAGUCUCGGGGUCGUCUCUGCUAGGCAAGCCGCAGCGGUUGGAGCAGGUGGGAUCGGGGUCGUCUCUGCUGCGCAAGCCGCAGCGGUUGGAGCAGGUGAUUAGAGCUACUGCGCUCGCGAUCGAUGUGCCUCUCACUGUCAAGAUGCGCACGGCACGGGAUGCGAACUGGAUGCGCACAGGAUAUGCCGAGGGUCACAACGUGGCGCACCGCUACAUCCCGCACCUGUUGGACUGGGGCGCUACAGCCGUGACCCUGCACGGCCGCACGCGCCAGCAGCGCUACAGCCGGCUGGCGGACUGGGAGUACAUCGGGGAGUGUGCGUCAGUCAAGCCGGCAGGGCUACAGUUCAUAGGCAACGGAGAUGUGAUGGCGUACACCGAUUGGAACGAGCACACGGCCAAUGGCAGCGCGACAUCUGUCGACUCAUGCAUGCUGGCACGCGGCGCGCUCAUCAAGCCAUGGCUGUUGACGGAGAUAACGGAGCAGCGGCAUUGGGACAUAUCAGCGGGGGAGCGGCUGGACAUGCUGCGCUCGUUCACGCGCUACGGGCUGCUGCACUGGGGCUCCGACACGCGCGGGGUCGAAACCACCCGCCGCUUCCUGCUGGAGUGGCUGAGCUAUCUGCACCGCUACGUGCCCGUGGGGCUGCUAGAGCUGCUGCCUCAGCGCAUCAACUGGCGCCCUCCUGGUUUCUACGGCAGGAAUGAUCUCGAGACUCUGUUUGGGUCUGACCAGCCGAACGACUGGCGCAUCAACUGGCGGCCCUCGGCCUUCCAUGGGAGGAAUGAUCUCGAGACCUUGUUUGGUUCCGACCAGCCCCACGACUGGGUGAGUAGUGCUCUCCCCUCCCUCCUCCUUCCCCACCUCUCCUCCCCCUCCCUCCCUCCCCCUCCUCUUCCCAACCCCCGUUCCUUCCCCCCUCCUGGUUUUGCAACCGAAAACGACCUGUGA